Molecule: messenger RNA, 1628 nt
Organism: Quercus robur (English oak)
Lineage: Eukaryota; Viridiplantae; Streptophyta; Magnoliopsida; Fagales; Fagaceae
Product: probable serine/threonine-protein kinase PBL7
Exons: 5
Coding region: 92-1210 (372 amino acids)
Biological process (GO): protein phosphorylation
Molecular function (GO): ATP binding; protein kinase activity
Source: RefSeq, a predicted model, not a curated record
ACACACACACUAACACUGUAACACACACACACACUCUCUCUCUCUCUCUCUCUCUCUGUUACCCUUACCUAAAAGAGAGAAGCAAUAAGCCAUGGGUUGGUCACUCUGUCCUGGAAAAUCAAAGAAGAAGCAGAACAAGAAGCCCAACGAUUCGAUCUCAUCAACAUCAGAGAAAUUGAAGGUGAAUUCGUCACUAGACAUAAAGAAAGAGGCCACUAAAGAUGGAGGGUCUGAUCACAUUGGUGCAUACACAUUUACAUUUCGUGAAUUGGCAGCUGCAACAAAGAAUUUUAGGGCUGAUUGUCUUUUGGGUGAAGGAGGUUUUGGACGAGUAUAUAAAGGGAGAUUGGAGAGUAGCAAUCAGGUUGUAGCUAUCAAGCAACUUGAUCGUAAUGGGCUGCAAGGGAACAGGGAAUUCCUUGUUGAAGUGUUGAUGCUAAGCCUGCUUCACCAUCCAAAUCUUGUUAACUUAAUUGGUUAUUGUGCUGAUGGAGAUCAGAGGCUUCUGGUUUAUGAAUACAUGCCAUUAGGAUCUUUGGAAGACCAUCUACAUGACCUUCCGCCUGACAAAAAACGACUCGAUUGGAAUACAAGAAUGAAAAUAGCUGCAGGUGCUGCAAAGGGCUUGGAGUAUUUACAUGACAAAGCUAACCCCCCUGUGAUUUAUCGUGAUUUGAAGUGCUCAAACAUUCUGCUUGAUGAAGACUAUCAUCCCAAGCUAUCUGAUUUUGGCUUGGCCAAAUUGGGUCCUGUUGGAGAUAAUACCCAUGUAUCCACCAGAGUGAUGGGAACCUAUGGAUAUUGUGCACCUGAAUAUGCAAUGACUGGUCAGCUUACAUUGAAAUCAGAUGUUUAUAGCUUUGGGGUUGUUCUUCUGGAAAUUAUCACUGGAAGAAAAGCAAUUGACAACGCAAGAGCUGCUGGGGAACACAAUCUGGUUGCUUGGGCCCGGCCCCUGUUUAAAGAUCGAAGAAAAUUUUCACAGAUGGCUGACCCAAUGCUCCAAGGCCAAUAUCCAGUAAGGGGAUUGUAUCAAGCUCUUGCUGUUGCUGCAAUGUGUGUUCAGGAACAACCUAAUAUGCGACCCCUGAUAGCUGAUGUAGUCACAGCACUUUCUUAUCUUGCUACCCAAAAAUAUGACCCUGAAUCCCAGCCAGUCCAGGCCUCCCGCAUGGUUUCUUCUACUCCUAGAACCAGAAGGGAGCAGUGAAAUAGUAUGUGAUCAAGCCAGAAGAUUUUUCCAUCUUCAAAAGCCCACAAUGAGGUUGCUGCCUCCUGCUACCUGUGGUGUGGUGAUGCAUCGGAAUGUUCUUGAAAUGGAUUUGUAGUUGUGAUUCAGAGGUCAAUGGAUUGGAGCUAUUUGGUUUGCUAUUGCUAUUGCCAUUGCCGGCACAUGUGGAGUGCCUGUUUCUCAAAUUUUGCAUCACUCCAGAUAGCAGGUGUCGUGGCCAGUCCUAUUGUCUUCUAACAGGAAAUAUAUAGUUUUCUUUUUCCCGUUUACUCUCUUUUGACGAGAUUCUUUUAUGUACAAUUGAGCUUGGGGUUUUUGUAUCUAUAUAGAAACUGUUCCCCUUGAAGAGCAUCCUCAUUACUGCUUGUUUGAAGAGUUUGGUAAAUAGUUUGCCCCA